CUCCCUCUUCCCAGCUCCGGCUCCGCCACCAGCUCCCGCCUCGGCUCCCCCUCCAAGAGUCCCCUCCCAGGAGCGGAGGCCACCCGAGGGCCCCUCUCCCGCCCUGCAGCCCAGCCGCCCGGCCAGAACAGCCGCCCCGGGGGGCAGUCCCCCAACAGCCUGCCUCCCUCCAGCCCUGCCAGACCCCCCCAACCAUGAAUCUCUUCCGAUUCCUGGGAGACCUCUCCCACCUCCUAGCCAUCAUUUUGCUACUGCUCAAAAUCUGGAAGACCCGCUCGUGUGCCGGGAUUUCAGGGAAGAGCCAGGUCCUGUUUGCUGUAGUGUUCACUGCCCGCUACCUGGACCUUUUCACCAACUACAUCUCACUGUACAACACAUGCAUGAAGGUGGUCUAUAUUGCCUGCUCCUUCACCACAGUCUGGAUGAUUUACAGCAAGUUCAAAGCCACUUAUGAUGGGAACCACGACACGUUCCGGGUGGAGUUUCUCGUUGUGCCCACAGCCAUCCUUGCGUUCCUGGUCAACCAUGACUUUACCCCUCUCGAGAUCCUCUGGACCUUCUCCAUCUACCUGGAGUCGGUGGCCAUCCUGCCGCAGCUCUUCAUGGUGAGCAAGACGGGCGAGGCGGAGACCAUCACCAGCCACUACCUGUUCGCGCUGGGCGUCUACCGCACGCUCUAUCUCUUCAACUGGAUCUGGCGCUACCACUUCGAGGGCUUCUUUGACCUCAUCGCCAUCGUGGCCGGCCUGGUCCAGACGGUCCUCUACUGCGAUUUCUUCUACCUCUACAUCACCAAAGUCCUGAAGGGGAAGAAGCUGAGUUUGCCAGCGUAGCCCUGGUCCUCGCCAUCCCUCUCCUCGGCAGCGGAGAGAGGCAGAGGAAGGCCACGAGAGACGAAGAGCCUUCCUGUCCAGGGGUGACUUUUUUAAGAUCCAGCCUUUCCCCACUCCCCAUCUUCCUCCUGCCGGGUUUCAGGGGGUGGUGGAGGACCCGAGACUUGGGGAGCUCAGGACCUGGGCUGUUUGUAGUUUUUUGCCUUUUAGAGAAGAAAAAAAAAUCUUUCCAGUAUUUAGUUUUUGAUUCUGAUGACUUCUUUCUCUUCUAGUCUCUGGCUCUGGUUUUAUAAACUGUUUCAAGUAUCCUGUUUUGGGGAGGGGGGCCCAGGGUGGGAGCUCUUUUCUCUCUCCCAAGCCCCUCAGCUCUCUUCAGAUCCUGCCCCCCAGCCCCACUGUUUGCCAAACACUAAAUCGGCCUACGCCCACCCUCCCGCCUCCCACCCUGGCUGUGAACACGGCCCCUGCCCCCCAAACUUCUGGGUUGGGGAGCGGGAGGAGGGGAGGAAAGGUCUCCCCUGAUUUUUCAUAAUAAUUUUUUCCCAGAGUUUGGGGUUUUUUAGUCUUGUCCUGGUUUUGGGGGCAUUUAGGGGGCUGGCUCCAGGGUCACCACGACUCAGCCACCGUGUUUUUUGUACGGAAUUGAUGGUUGAUUCUUUGUUCUCUUGAAAUAAACCGAGGAAAAUGACGCCUCUUUCGCUACUCCUUGCCCUCUCUCUCUGGCGCUUGUGGGGUCCCACCUGAGCCCCUCUCUCUGCUUCUGCUUCAUCCCGUUGACCAUCCGCAGGCGGCUGAGGCCUGGGAGGAGCAGAAAGAGGAGAAACGGGGUUUCCUAAGACUCUGGACUGUGCCCUAACUCCUCACGGUCCCGCUGGGGAAGAUGCUUUGGAGAAAAAAAUCUCGAAGAUUCUCCCUAUCCCUGACUGUUGUCCCGAAUCUCAGGGUGACAGAGGACCUGGGGUCACCAGCAGGCAGCCCCUAUCCCACCCUUGUCUGGCAUUUUGUUGAGCCAUUCUGUUUUCUUAAAAAAAAAAAAGAAAGGAAAAAAGGAAUCAGUUGCCAGUCUUUACAAACCAGAGUUUCACAUCAAAAUCUGAAUUUCUGAAUUCCCUUGGGAAAAAAAAAUCCGUCCGCCUGAUAAUGCCAGGUCCUCGUUUCUGGGUGGCAGCAGAGCCGAGUGGACAGCCUCGAGCUUGUCUCCACAGUCCCCAGGACUCGGCCCAGGGGUCAUUACCAUUUAUUAUCCGGGCUGGCACGUCAUUUUCUGCUUUUGUUUGUGGAGUUAAAAGGAAAGGAGAUAUUUUCCUUGGGUCCCUCCACACCCAGCCUGUUUACUUUACUGCCAUUACCUGCCGGGCGCUUGGAAGCUUUGGGGUUGUUUCCCCGGAAUUAGUCAGACUCCCUAGAUAUCCACUGAGACCUUCUCUAACCGCCCCCAGAUCUCCAGCAGGAUGGUUCUGGAAAGCUUCGGGGGGCAGGUAGCUGCUGUUUUCUGAGCAGCUCGUUCGUUCCCGGCCACGUGUGUUCUGUGGAGGAGCCCACCGGACCCUCUGCACCCCUCGGGGGUCCCUCUGCGGAGGAGGAGGCCGAGGCUCGGAGGGUGGGUGGGGGAGGUGGGUUUGUGCCCCGGUUUCCUGGUGCUGGGGCCUCUUUGUGUUCAAGGCCACUGCCGUGGGGUUUUCCAACCAUUUGUGUUUUUCUUUCUUUUAAGCCAAGGGACCUUCUGUUUAGAGGAAUGUUGCCCAGGGGCCUCAUGUGGAAAAUGCAGGAACAGGCUCCUAGCGUGGAUCUGGGGCUGCGAGGCGGCCCUCCUUGAGUUCGGUCUGAAAACCAUCCCUGCCAGUCUGGUCCAGGUCUCUGGCUUCCCCGCCUGCACGGCUCGGGCCCAGAGACACUAAGUGAUGUGUCCCAGUUCCCCGGGCCAGCGGCAGUGCGGACCUGCGGGCCAGUCCGCCCGCUUCCCGCCUCGCAGCGCCGAGCUCCGCUCCACGGCCACCAUCUCUCCCUGGUGCCCACGGGGACUGCGUCCUGUGUGUCCUGUGCCCCGGGACUGAGCUCAGGGCCUGCCCCGAGGGAAACCUCGCGGAGGGACUCCCCACAGCUCGGUCCCUUCAUCCAGUCUGUAAAUGAAGGCAUGCUCUGCGGGCUGCCAUGACCUCCGUGCAGGGGCAUGUGGCUUGGCCAGCAUAACAUUAAAAGAAAAAUUCACAUGAAGGGAUGUCUGAAUGCUCCAGAAAACUAGAAAAACCCAGCAUGGUGGCCAUCGGCCCCUCGGGACCGUCAGCACUUGACAUGUGGAGAGCCCAGACUGAGAUGUAAAAUAGGCAAAGGGUUUCGAGGCCUAGGUAUAAGAGAAUGUAAGAUAGCUAAGAAAUUUUUAUAUUGAUGACAUGUUGAUCAUAUUUUGGAUAUACUGGGUUAAAUAAAAUAUAUGAAAAUGUU
Phyllostomus hastatus (greater spear-nosed bat) is the source of this 3275-nucleotide messenger RNA. It is a transcript of the gene KDELR1, whose product is annotated as KDEL endoplasmic reticulum protein retention receptor 1. The transcript is spliced from 5 exons. NCBI's taxonomy places the organism in Eukaryota, Metazoa, Chordata, Mammalia, Chiroptera, Phyllostomidae. Gene Ontology annotation, biological process: endoplasmic reticulum to Golgi vesicle-mediated transport; protein retention in ER lumen. The coding region runs from base 195 to 833 and encodes 212 amino acids. The record is from RefSeq and is a predicted model, not a curated record. Gene Ontology annotation, molecular function: ER lumen protein retrieval receptor activity. Gene Ontology annotation, cellular component: cis-Golgi network; membrane; endoplasmic reticulum.